Messenger RNA from Peronospora matthiolae, 882 nucleotides. NCBI's taxonomy places the organism in Eukaryota, Oomycota, Peronosporomycetes, Peronosporales, Peronosporaceae. The record is from the annotation of a GenBank genome assembly.
AUGACGGACAGCGGCAAGUGUGCGUUUGUUCUUGGGAUCGAGCUUUUGGACGGUGAAGAUGGCAGUGUGACACUAUAUCAGCGUCGGUAUGUCGAUGAUAUCCUCAAGCGCUUUGGCAUGGAUGAUUGCAAGGCAGUCGCAAGUCCAGUCGACAUGAGCUCUCGACUUGUUUCAAGUGAUGCAACUACCAAGGUCGAUGCUCCUUUUCGCGAAGCUGUUGGUGCGUUGAUGCACCUGACCACUGCAACGCGUCCGGACAUUGCGUUUGCUGUGGGCUAUGUGUCGCGGUUCAUGGAAAAUCCUAAAGAAGAACACUGGGUUGCAGUUAAGCGUAUCUUUCGCUACCUACAAGGCACCAAGACGCAUGGAAUUUGCUACAAGCCAAGUGCGAAGAUCGACUUUCGUGGCUAUUCAGAUGCAGACUGGGCCGGUGACCUUGCUGAUCGCAAAUCGACGUCCGGCUACGUCUUCAUGCUAUUGGGUGCUCCGGUGAGUUGGGGCAGCAAGAAACAGCCAAGUGUGUCACUGUCUACAAGCGAAGCGGAGUACAUCGCGCUCAGCCUGGCGAUCCAAGAAGGCAAGUGGAUCAAUCGCUUGCUGUGCGAGAUCAUGGCGGCUGCAAACGAAGAAGGACCCGAGCUCGUCAUCCGUGAAGACAACCAGUCGUGCAUCAAGAUGACGAAGAAUCCGGUCAACCACGGCCGCGCUAAACACAUCGACAUCAAGUACCAUCACAUCCGUGAUGAAGUCAAGCGCGGCGAAGUGAAGCUUGAAUACUGCGAGACGACGUUGAUGUUGGCGGACAUCAUGACGAAGGGACUUCACGGACCGCGUCACAAGGACUUGACGGCGGCGCUUGGCAUCCGUGCGUGUUCGGAUUGA